This is a messenger RNA of Carassius carassius (crucian carp), 1350 nucleotides long. RefSeq names its product Ras converting CAAX endopeptidase 1a (gene rce1a). The record is from RefSeq and is a predicted model, not a curated record. Gene Ontology annotation, biological process: CAAX-box protein processing. Gene Ontology annotation, cellular component: endoplasmic reticulum membrane. The transcript is spliced from 3 exons. Lineage: Eukaryota; Metazoa; Chordata; Actinopteri; Cypriniformes; Cyprinidae. Gene Ontology annotation, molecular function: metalloendopeptidase activity. Bases 317 to 730 code for a protein of 137 amino acids.
AGCAACUAAUGUAAUAAAGGUUACUGCAAUAAUAGCAAAUACUAAAAAAACAGAUUUGAAAAAAAAAAGAUUCUGUUUGGAUAAUCUCCAGGGAAAUUAUUGUUGGUCCUUGGCACUACCUAGAUAUCUGGUAAUUGGUAACCCAAGCAUUUAAUGCGGUUCUCUGAAAAUAGCUGGAAAUCAACCUUUUCAAGUCUUAUUUGACCGAAAAUAUAACUUCUGUAUUAAUGUGUUUUAAUGACUGAUCACUGACUUGCUCAGGAAAAACAAGACCGUUUAUAAUUUCAUUUGCAUUGCUUUGUAGACCAUUAUUGUUAUGGUAACCUUUUCUUCUUUCUCUCUCUCUCUGUGUUUUCAUGUGACUGCAGCUCAUUUUCACCAUGUAAUCGAGCUCCUGUGGUUCAGACAGGGCACUGUCUCAGGGAUUUUCCUCUCUGCAGUGUUCCAGUUCUCCUACACUGCAGUAUUUGGAGCUUAUACAGCCUUUAUAUUCAUCAGGACAGGUCAUUUGGUGGGUCCUGUGCUGUGCCACUCCUUCUGCAAUUACAUGGGUUUUCCAGCUGUCAGCACGGCCCUGGACCACCCGCACCGCCUCACGAUUCUCUCCUUCUACGUGCUGGGGGUCGUUCUCUUCUUCCUCCUCAUCUUCCCCAUGACUGACCCGCUCUUCUAUGGUUUUCCCACACCCGUCUGCACCCUGACCUCCACACCUGGAUCCAUCUGCUCCUGAUCCAUCCAUACCUCCAUCCAGCUUGUCAUCCAUUCCUUCUCUCCAGCCAUUUGAAAAGGGAUGGCUGUUUUGCUGCUGGUUUCACCAGGAGAGCGAGGGACUGCUGGAGAACAGGUAUGAGAAUUCACAGCCUCUGUGAGGUGGUGUGUGGAAGAACUCGGUGGAUGCAAAACAUCCUCAGGUUGCACUGACCAUUCUUUUCACCAUUCAGCCGAUGUUGCAUUAUCAAGUGACUUCAGCUACAGGCCUGCAUUUGAAGACAAGUUAAUUAUAUGUGUCUGCAUGUUUAUAUGACAAUAUUUCAGUGUAUUUAUCAUGAGAUUGGUGCUGGGGAUAAAGAUCAGACACUAUUACGGGUUCCUAGGAGAAUUUGUAUGCUGAAAUGUGCAUUGCUGAAUUGCUAGAUUCCCUAUUUUUUUGUUGUGACAUUAGAAACUUGUUCACAUACACCGUACCUUAGGGUCUGGUGCACUUACUUGAAAACGCCAUAAAUUUUUACAGAAUUAUUUAGUUUUACUCUUGAUUUUUAUUGUCUAAAUAUCACGCCACUUAAGUCAGUAGGCUUAAAUUUAAAUAAAUGUCUUUAGGUACGCUUUCAAAGCAAUAGACCUAGAUUAAUA